Eruca vesicaria subsp. sativa (arugula) is the source of this 1040-nucleotide messenger RNA. NCBI's taxonomy places the organism in Eukaryota, Viridiplantae, Streptophyta, Magnoliopsida, Brassicales, Brassicaceae. The record is from the annotation of a GenBank genome assembly.
CAAAUUUUCAUAUAACUUGCCUGAAUUAAUAUCAUUUAUUUCAGUUAACGAUGUCACAGAAUAUUCUGGUCACCGGAGGCUCAGGUUACAUCGGAAGUCAUACUGUGCUUCAACUGCUUAACGGUGGUUACUCCGUCGUAGUUGUUGACAAUCUUGACAACUCCUCCGCUGCUUCUCUCCAGCGCGUUAAGAAACUCGCCGGAGGAAACGGUGAACGACUCUCCUUCCAUCAGGUGGAUCUAAGAGACAGGCCAGCGCUUGAGAAGAUUUUUUCAGAAACUAAGUUUGAUGCAGUGAUACACUUUGCUGGACUUAAAGCAGUAGGUGAGAGUGUGGAGAAACCUUUGCUUUAUUAUAACAAUAACAUUGUUGGCACCAUUACUCUUUUGGAGGUUAUGGCUCAAUACGGUUGCAAAAAUCUUGUGUUUUCAUCUUCAGCUACUGUCUAUGGCUGGCCAGAACAGCUUUUUAUUGAAGAGAUUUGCCGGGAUGUGCAUGGCUCGGACCCUGAAUGGAAGAUCAUAUUGCUUAGAUACUUCAACCCUGUUGGUGCACAUCCUAGUGGCUACAUUGGUGAAGAUCCUCUUGGUAUUCCAAACAAUCUCAUGCCUUAUAUCCAACAAGUUGCAGUUGGCCGGAGACCUCACCUCACCGUCUUUGGAACUGACUACAAGACAAAGGAUGGUACAGGGGUUAGAGAUUAUAUUCAUGUCAUUGAUUUAGCAGAUGGACAUAUAGCAGCUCUUCGCAAGCUAGAUGAUCUCAAAAUCAGUUGUGAGGUUUACAACCUUGGAACGGGUAAUGGAACAUCGGUUUUAGAAAUGGUCGGUGCCUUUGAGAAGGCAUCCGGAAAGAAAAUCCCGUUGGUGAUGGCCGGACGACGUCCUGGAGACGCUGAGAUUGUUUACGCCUCAACAGAGAAGGCAGAACGCGAGCUAAAUUGGAAGGCUAAGUAUGGGAUCGAAGAGAUGUGUAGGGAUCUAUGGAACUGGGCCAGCAAUAAUCCUUACGGCUACGACUCCUCCAAUGCCUCUUCUUAA